This is a messenger RNA of Penicillium olsonii, 1461 nucleotides long. The record is from the annotation of a GenBank genome assembly. NCBI's taxonomy places the organism in Eukaryota, Fungi, Ascomycota, Eurotiomycetes, Eurotiales, Aspergillaceae.
AUGCAUAUCCUCAUCACUGGCGCCGCCGGUUUCAUCGGCCAAUUGCUCGCCAAAGAACUCUUGAAUGAUCCCGCCUACCGCGUUACCUUGACGGACAUUAACCAGCCUCCGAUCCCCGCAGGCGUCCGCUACCCACAAAAUGCCACCGCAACCCAAGCCGACCUGUUAACCGGGGCUGCAGACGUCGUCGACGCCUCCCUGGACGCCGUUUAUGCCUUCCACGGCAUCAUGUCGUCCGGCUCUGAGGCCAAUUUCGAUCUUGGCAUGAGCGUCAACAUCGACGCCACGCGAAACUUGCUCGAGGCGCUCCGACACACCUGUCCCGGGGUGCGGGUCAUUUACUCAUCCAGCCAGGCAGUCUACGGGCAACCCUUGCCGGAAAUUGUGACCGAUAGCGUGAUCCCGACCCCUGAAUCCUCGUACGGGGCGGAGAAGAUCGUCUGCGAGACAUUGGUCAAUGAAUAUACUCGCCGUGGGUUUAUUACCGGGUUCACGUUGCGAUUCCCGACGAUCUCGGUUCGUCCCGGUGCGCCGACGGCGGCGGCGUCCUCGUUCCUCAGUGGGAUGAUUCGGGAGCCUCUGGAUGGCAAGCCGUGUGUGAUUCCCAUUGAAGAUCGGGGGUUCAAGUCGUGGCUGUGUUCGCCGAAAGUGUUGGUGGAGAAUCUGCUUAUCACGCUUCGUCUUGCGGCGGACUCAGUUCCCCGGCACAUUCGCCAGAUCAAUGUCCCUGGCAUUUGUGUUACGGUGCAGGGGAUGAUGGAUGCGCUGGAGGUUGUGGGUGGCAAGGAGAAGCUGGCCUUGCUUUCGGAGGAAGAAGAUCCAUCUGUUGUUCCUAUUCUGAGAUCAUGGCCGACGCAAUUUGACAAUACGCAGGCUAUCUCUCUGGGGUUCAAGCGUGAUGUGUCUUUCGAGCAGACCACUAAGACAAACCCAACAGGGAUGUCCCCCACCAACCUUGAACACCCAACCGUCGGCAAACUCCCAAGGUUGGAACAUCAACUCAACGUGGCUCAACUCUCCAUCCUCGUGUACAAAAGCGUGCCUGUAGACUUCUCCCAAUACCGUCACACAGCACUACACACAAGCUGGAACGAAACCGAAGACUGGUUCCACGUCGUGGGCGCGCACCCAUUCUUCCAAUUCCAGAAAGACUCCCAAAACCCGAUUUCUGAAUCGCCGAUCGCCCGUAUCCCAGUGUGUGCGAUUCCGGAGUCGGUUUCGAAGGCGACAUUCUAUCUUGCGUGCAUGGGGACGCCGGUGCGAAAUGGGAGUGGGGAUCGCGAUUGGAAUUGUCAGAAUUGGGUCGGGGAGGCGUUGACCGAGUUGGUGAAGAUCGGCUGUGUGACGGAGCAGGACCGGGUGCUGGCUAUUGGGAAGAUGGUGGAGGUGAUUCUGGAUGCGGAGAUGGAUGUGAGUGUUCUGUUACAUGGGGGGAGAGAGAGACUAAUUGAUUUAGGAUGA